UGUAAGAAUGACUUGUUCCAAAUGUACUCAAUUGGAAAAGGAAUUGGAACAAAAGAAUGCGCAAAUUGUUCAUUAUGAGGGCAAAAUUAGCGUUACGGUUAAUGCAUACAAAAUGCUCGAAACACAGAAACAAUCUUUAGAGGUUGCGUUGGGUGUUCUUUCUGAAAAAAUGCCAGACGAAACGAACAGUGAAGGAAAUCAGGAAGAGAAUAACAUUGAAAGUUCAGCUGAAACUUCGUCGCAGUUAAAAGAAGAAAGUGAUGACAAAAUAUCCUCAAAGGCCAAAAGCCAACUACAGUCAUUACGUGAUGCAAUAGCAACUUUGACUUUAAUAAACAAGCGCAAGGAAAUCGAGUUUAAGCGCGACAGACGAACUUUAUUGGAAGCAAAAGAGGAGGCCCAGAAAUGCGCUACAAAAUUUGAGGAGCAACUUAAUCAGCAACUUCAAAAAACAAAAUCACAGAAUUUGGUAUUUUUAUACUUUCUGUCAAGAUCUACUUUAUUUCAGCGUCGUCUUCGAGAACAAUUAGCCGAAUCGCAGAAUGAAUUAGAACGAGCAACGACGGAGCAUGGAAUGAUGCUAGCUGAAAUGCAACAACAAUAUGGACGAGAAAAAAGACGUUCAGAAAAUCUGGAAAAUCAGAUUACUGAAAUGAGCCAACGUCUUGCUUUAAAAGAUGAUUUGCUAAAACGAGCAGAAAUACAAUUAAAGGAAAUACCAAAGCUGGAACAAGAGAUAAAUGCUCUUCGAAAAAAAGCUGAAUUGACACCUAGUGUUUGUGUUAUUCGUGAUGAGUUAGAGAAUGUUAAGAGCAAGAAGUUGCCACUUUAA
Molecule: messenger RNA, 832 nt
Organism: Meloidogyne enterolobii
Lineage: Eukaryota; Metazoa; Nematoda; Chromadorea; Rhabditida; Meloidogynidae
Source: the annotation of a GenBank genome assembly